This is a messenger RNA of Perca fluviatilis (European perch), 3319 nucleotides long. RefSeq names its product endoplasmic reticulum to nucleus signaling 2 (gene ern2). NCBI's taxonomy places the organism in Eukaryota, Metazoa, Chordata, Actinopteri, Perciformes, Percidae. The transcript is spliced from 24 exons. Gene Ontology annotation, molecular function: ATP binding; protein serine/threonine kinase activity; RNA endonuclease activity. Gene Ontology annotation, cellular component: IRE1-TRAF2-ASK1 complex. The record is from RefSeq and is a predicted model, not a curated record. Gene Ontology annotation, biological process: protein phosphorylation; mRNA processing; intrinsic apoptotic signaling pathway in response to endoplasmic reticulum stress. The coding region runs from base 256 to 3264 and encodes 1002 amino acids.
CCGUCCCAACACGGAAAUAUGGAAUAGCGAUAGCGACAUGAACGCUGCAUGAACGGCUCCGCUGCUGUUAUUAUGGACUUAAAGUGGUACUGCUAUCUUAACUUUCAUCGUGUUUAUUGACUACCCGCGCGGCUUUAGCGAUGUUAAACGGCCGGUGCUAACUUUCUGACAGAUGGACGCCCACGCUGGAAAUGGAGAGAGAGUUCGACCUCUGUUGUUAGUUCAAUAGCUUUAACCCUCCAUUUGUUCAGAGCCAUGAAACAAAGUGUUUUGAGGGUCAUGGGGGCUCUAGAACGCCUGCUGCUUUCUCUCCUGCUGCUGUCCUGGGAAGGCAAGCUAUUUCAGGUUGGAGGGGUCAGAUCAGUCACCCUACCAGAAUCCCUCCUGUUCGUCUCCACGCUGGACGGUAGUCUGCAUGCUGUCUCCAAACAGUCAGGAGACAUAAAGUGGACCCUAAGAGAAGACCCCAUUAUUCAAGUACCGGUCUACCUCACAGAGCCGGGUUUUCUCCCAGACCCCAAUGAUGGCAGUUUGUAUGUUCUGGGCGGCAAACACAAGGAAGGCCUGAUGAAACUGCCCUUCACCAUCCCAGAGCUGGUUCAGUCGGCUCCCUGCAGGAGCUCUGAUGGUAUACUCUAUACAGGGAAGAAGCAGGAUGUGUGGUUUGUGGUGGAUCCCGAGACAGGCGAGAAGCAAACCAGUUUAACCACCUCCUCCUCCGAAUCCAUCUGCCCUAACACUCCCCUGCUGUACAUUGGACGCACAGAAUACAUGGUUACCAUGUUCGACACCAAGACACAAGAGCUGCGAUGGAACGCCACAUACAAUGAUUACUCUGCUCCACCCUACGAUGACAAACAAGACUACAAGAUGGCCCAUCUUGUGUCGAGUGGUGAUGGACUUGUUGUGACAGUUGACAGAGAGACAGGUGACGUCUUGUGGAGUCAGAACUACGGAUCGCCCGUCGUAGGGGUCUAUCUGUACUCUGGCGACACGCUAAGACACGCCCCCCACCUGUCCCUCGCCAUGGAAACGCUACGCUUCCUUACCUUCUCCUCUGCCAACGACCACGAAGACGCACACUCUACGUUAAAGUGGAGCUAUCAGUUUGUGAAGGAGCAAGCCACCGCUCAAACACAACUCGUACCCACUCUCUAUGUAGGAAAGUUGGACUCCCACCUCUACGCCUCCACUUCUCUUGUCCACCAUGGAGUCUCCUUAGUGCCUCGGGGACUGACCUUGGCUCGAAUUGAGGGUCCAUUGACGGCCGGAGUGACGGUCCGAGAGCGAGGGGAGUGUGAGAUCACACCGUUCACUGAAGUACGCUACCCACCGGGGAGCACAAACAGCCGGAAAAACCACUGGCUGCUAAUAGGUCAUCACGAGCUUCCUCCAGUGGCUCACACCACCAUGCUGAGGGAUUUCCCAGUCGGCCUGCAGCGUUCCGGUGAGGCAGUCAUCCCCCCCCGCCCUUCUGCCUCCUCCUCCUCCCAUGCCUCCUACUACCACGAGCGCUACUUCCAGACAGUUGCUGGUAGCCAUAGCGACACUAAUGCUAAUAGAGGAGGGGUUGACGCGAGGACAACAGAACAGGCCCAGAGGCCGGUCGCUGUGCUGCCUGUCUAUAUGACUGCGGACCGUCUGACUCUGGCUUUUCUGACGCUGCUGCUGGGAGGAUGGCUGGCCUUCGCGCUCACAUACCCCGUUCGUGCAGGUCAUCAGCUGAAAGCUCAAAGGCAGCUGGAGGAGGCCUUUGAGUCUCGCCUCCAGCGAAUGCAUAACAACAUGCAGAACAGCAUGCAGACCAGCAUGCAGACCAGCAUGCAGAACAACACGCAGACCAGCAUGCAGACCAGCAUGCAGAGAGGGACCACGGUUUCUUCGGAAACAACCCUUUCUACUGACACAAACCUCUCCAGCGACUCUCAGCCUGCAUCUGCUGACCCUCCACCAAGUCCUCACGCUCGCAGCAGCAGCAGCAGCACCUCAGAUGUCGAUACAAAUGGCACCACAGGGCACAAUCCCACAGCAGGAAACGGUGAGGAAGUGCAGGUGGGCAAAAUCUCCUUCACUCCAUCGGAGGUGCUCGGACACGGGACAGCGGGAACUUUUGUCUUCAGGGGUCAUUUUGAUGGACGCCACGUAGCGGUGAAGCGAAUACUGCCGGAGUGUUUCGAGGUAGCAGAGCGCGAGGUGCAGCUCCUCCGAGAGUCUGACACCCACCCAUACGUCAUCCGAUAUUUCUGCACAGAGAGAGACCGCCUCUUCACUUACAUCGCCAUCGAGCUGUGCGCUGCCACCCUGCAACAGUAUGUGGAGGAUCCGUCUUGCUUUCCUGAGGUGAAUCCUAUAACUCUGCUGGGACAGACCAUGUGUGGCCUCUCACACCUCCACUCACUCAACAUAGUCCAUCGUGACCUGAAGCCUAGAAACAUCCUCCUUUCUGGUCCCAGUGCGCUGGGUCAGGUCCGAGCUCUCAUCUCUGAUUUUGGACUCUGUAAGAAGAUCCCAGACGGUCGGAGCAGCUUCUCCUUGAGGUCAGGAAUACCAGGAACUGAAGGGUGGAUAGCUCCCGAAGUACUGCGAGAUACUCCGGGCAACAAACCGACAGCAGCGGUGGACGUGUUCUCAGCAGGCUGUGUGUUCUACUUUGUGAUCAGCAGGGGGCAGCACCCCUUUGGUGAUUCAUUAAGACGGCAGGUCAACAUCCUGUCAGGAGAAUAUUCACUCUCACAUUUUAUGGACGAUAUACACGAUGACGUCAUAGCGCAGGAUCUGAUCGAGCAGAUGAUCAGCGGCGAGCCCUCCGCCCGGCCCUCCACCGCCUGUGUGCUCAAACAUCCGUUCUUCUGGAGCCCCGAGAAGCAGCUGCUCUUUUUCCAGGACGUUAGUGACCGCAUAGAGAAGGAGCCAGCGGACAGUCCCAUUGUGGUCAAACUGGAGACUGCAGGAAGAGCAGUGGUUCGAACCAACUGGAGGAUGCACAUCUCGGUGCCGCUACAGACAGACCUGAGGCGGUUCAGGACGUACAAAGGAAACUCGGUCCGAGAUCUGCUGAGAGCCAUGAGGAAUAAGAAGCAUCACUACCACGAGUUGCCGCCGGAGGUGCAGGAGACUCUCGGGGAGCUGCCCGAAGGCUUCGUCGGCUACUUCACCUCGCGGUUUCCACGGUUACUGAUGCACACGCACGCAGCCCUGCACAUCUGCUCCCCUGAGAGACUGUUUCACCCCUACUACCUGCAACCCAACGCCAAAUCGCAAUAACAUGACUCAUCAUCACUCCGUACUCUGUACACACACACACACACACACACACACA